UUCCUUUUUCUACACCUUUUCUGUUUGAUCAAUGUUUUCAUUUUAGCCUACUUCUCCUUUGAAUAUAACAUCUUCCUUCUCCUCUCAUUUCUUUGCUUCUCCUUUUGUCGGAAAAAUAUGGAAUCAGGCAGAGCUCAUGGAAAGAAGACCUUGGUGAAAUACGAGGAAGAAGAGGAGGAGGAGGAGGAAGAAGAAAGCAGGAGUGGGACACCAUCAAUAGUGGAUGGUGAGGAUGAGAGGAGAGAUACAGUGAUGAUGAUGAAUAGUACUGCUCCUUCUCCUACAGGGAGAAGAUCUGGUGCAGGAGGGUCUACAGCAGGGCCAUGUUGUAAGGUAGAUAGUUGCAAUGCUGAUUUGAGCGAUUUAAAGCAAUACUACCGCCGCCACAAGGUCUGUGAUGUUCAUGCCAAGGCUCCGGCGGUGCUCAUGGGUGGAUUCCUGCAGCGCUUUUGCCAGCAGUGUAGUAGGUUUCACAGCCUAUCGGAGUUUGAUGACCGUAAAAGGAGUUGUCGCCGGCGAUUAGCUGGACACAAUAAGCGGCGUCGGAAAACAUCCCUACAAUAACAUGGACAUGGAGGCGAAGCUCCCAAUCUUCUGUCAACCCUCAGCCUUCAUUAUACGUAUGCACCACUGAAACU
Messenger RNA from Pyrus x bretschneideri (Chinese white pear), 638 nucleotides. Its product is annotated as squamosa promoter-binding-like protein 3. Lineage: Eukaryota; Viridiplantae; Streptophyta; Magnoliopsida; Rosales; Rosaceae. The record is from RefSeq and is a predicted model, not a curated record. The coding region runs from base 118 to 564 and encodes 148 amino acids. Gene Ontology annotation, cellular component: nucleus. The transcript is spliced from 2 exons. Gene Ontology annotation, molecular function: DNA binding.